This is a messenger RNA of Danaus plexippus (monarch butterfly), 4330 nucleotides long. RefSeq names its product pre-mRNA-splicing factor ATP-dependent RNA helicase PRP16. Gene Ontology annotation, biological process: mRNA splicing, via spliceosome. The record is from RefSeq and is a predicted model, not a curated record. The coding region runs from base 152 to 3736 and encodes 1194 amino acids. NCBI's taxonomy places the organism in Eukaryota, Metazoa, Arthropoda, Insecta, Lepidoptera, Nymphalidae. The transcript has 21 exons. Gene Ontology annotation, cellular component: intracellular anatomical structure; spliceosomal complex. Gene Ontology annotation, molecular function: RNA binding; ATP hydrolysis activity.
UUUUAACCAUUAAAUAUUUAUAUAUUGCAUGUUGUGAAAUAUAAAAUAUUACCUGAUCCACAUUAAUCUUGCUCAAACUGUGUAUCAAAUCCAGACCAAUACAUUAAAACAAGGGUAUUGUACCUACAUGUGAUAUUCAAGAAUUUGUAACAUGUCGGAUAGUGAAGAAAACCUGCAUCGUUUGGAGGGAACUCCAAACAAUGCUCCUGGAGGUCUUAUUAUCAAGAAAAAAGAUAAACCGCCUGAUUUCCAAUUUGCCAAACCGUCCUUGUUAGGUCUAGAUAAGUUGGCCGCUGCUAAAAGAAUGCAGAACCGCUUAAUUUCUUUUCAAAACGAAGACAACUAUGGAGAUGAUAUUGAGGAUAAAAGUGGUUCCAGUGGUGUAAGGGAGCGGAAAUAUAGGAAGCAUAAUGAAGAAACCCCGACGUACACCGGUGGCUUAUCAGAACAAGCAAGAGCAAGGAUGUUGGAAAGAUUAGAAAUGAAAGAAAAGAAAGCGAGAGAAAAAGGUGUGCAUAAUUCAACACAAGAAGAGAAAAAGUCACAUUCCAAAGAUGAAGAAAACAGCCGAUUUCACCAUUAUGGUCGUGGGCAUCGUGACAAGGACAGAAGACGUGACUACGAUAGAAGAGACAGAGACAGAUAUAGGGAUCGGAAUGACAGGAAUAAGAGCGAAAGGGAUAGAAGGAGAGAUUCAGAGAGGAGGGAAAGAGACCGCGACACUGAUAGAGAUAGCUCACGACGGAGUUACUAUGAACCCAGGUUUAAAGAUGAACCAAGAACACCAAGCAUAAAAGCUCUCAAACCAACGGACAAAACAGCUUGGGAUGAUGAUGACGAUGACCCUAAGGCCGUAAGGAAGUCAAGUUGGGACUUCCCCACACCACUGCCCAGAGACUUGGCGGAUAGAUCAGCUCGGAGUGAACGUAAACCCACCAGAGACUAUAAAGGAAGAGCAUAUGAAGAUACCGUUAGAGCUACACCUCAUAAAUGGGUGAGCUCACGACGAGGACUGGAUGUAGACGACCCUGAGUGGCAGGAAGCAGAGAAGAAAUUAGAUCGAGCCUGGUACAACAUGGGAGAGGGUGAAACCGACGAAUCGGAUCCGUUCGCCGGCACCAGCGCUGAGUAUAUAGCGAAGAAAGAAGAGCAGAUAGAGAAGAGAAGGAACCGGAAGGUGUCAGCGGCGAGGCAGCAGAUAGACAGAGACAACGAGCUGUGGGAGAGGAACCGCAUGCUCACCAGCGGGGUGGUGCACUCCAUCAACGUCAACAACGACCUCGACGAGGAGAACGUAGACCGAGUACAUCUUCUAGUACACAAUAUAGUUCCGCCAUUCCUCGACGGCAGGAUAGUGUUCACUAAACAACCUGAGCCUGUUAUACCGGUCAAAGACCCGACAUCGGACAUGGCGAUAAAUGCUAGGAAAGGGUCCGCUUUAGUGAAGGCGUUCAGAGAACAGAAGGAAAGAAGAAGGGCACAGAAGAAACAUUGGAAGUUGGAGGGAACGAAGAUUGGUAACAUAAUGGGCAUACAGAAACAAGAGGAAGAAAUAGAAGACGGACCCACGAAACAGGCGUACAAAUACGCCGAGCACUUGGAUAAAGCGGGCGAGGAAGCGGAGUCCAAAUCAGAUUUCGUCAAGAAGUUGUCUAUAACGGAGCAGAGACGUUUCUUGCCCGUGUUCGCUGUCCGAGAACAACUCAUGCAGGUGGUGAGGGAGAACAACGUUAUCAUUAUAGUCGGUGAAACCGGAAGUGGUAAGACGACCCAACUGACACAAUACCUCCACGAGGACGGUUACAGUAAGAUGGGCGCCAUCGGCUGUACGCAACCCAGACGCGUGGCCGCCAUGUCCGUGGCCAAGAGAGUUGCUGAUGAAAUGGGAGUUAAAUUAGGUGAGGAAGUUGGUUACGCGAUACGUUUCGAGGACUGCACCAACCCGUCCACGGUCAUCAAGUACAUGACGGACGGGAUCCUGCUGCGGGAGGGUCUGCGGGACCCCGACCUCGACCAGUACAGCGCCAUCAUCAUGGACGAGGCGCACGAGAGGUCUCUCUCCACUGACAUGCUGUUCGGACUUUUGAGAGAGGUGGUAGCCCGUCGUUCGGAUCUAAAGCUGAUCGUGACCUCAGCGACAAUGGACUCCAGCAAGUUCUCCACGUUCUUCGGCAACGUGCCAACCUUCACCAUCCCCGGGAGGACCUUCCCCGUCGAGACUUUCUUCUCCAAGAACGUCUGCGAGGACUACGUCGACGGUGCUGUCAAACAGGCGCUACAAAUCCAUUUACAACCGGAUGAAGGAGACAUCUUGAUUUUCAUGCCAGGUCAAGAAGACAUUGAAGUCACUUGCGAGGUCCUAACAGAACGUUUGGGUGAUCUGGAUAACGCGCCGCCACUCACCGUACUGCCGAUAUAUUCUCAACUUCCAGCUGACCUGCAAGCGAAGAUAUUCCAGCGUGCUCCUCCAGGGCAAAGGAAAUGCAUCGUGGCUACCAAUAUAGCUGAGACGUCUCUGACUGUGGAUGGCAUCAUGUACGUGAUCGACUGUGGUUAUUGUAAACUGAAGGUCUACAAUCCACGGAUAGGCAUGGACGCCCUACAGAUCUACCCGGUGAGCCAGGCGAACGCUCGCCAGCGCGCAGGUCGAGCGGGUCGUACCGGUCCCGGGCGGGCGUUCUGCCUGUACACGGAGCGGCAGUUCAGCCAGGAGCUGCUGCCGGCUACCGUGCCUGAGAUCCAGCGCACCAACCUCGCCAACACCGUGCUGCUGCUCAAGUCGCUGGGGGUCGACGACCUGCUCGCCUUCCACUUCAUGGACCCGCCGCCGCAGGACACAAUCCUGAACUCGAUGUACCAACUGUGGAUCCUGGGAGCGCUGGACGGCACGGGAGCCCUGACGCCUCUCGGGAGACAGAUGGCGGAGUUCCCCCUGGACCCCCCGCAAUGUCACAUGCUCAUAGUCUCCGCUGAGAUGGGUUGCAGCGCUGAGAUGCUCAUCAUAGUGUCGAUGCUGUCGGUGCCGUCCGUGUUCUACAGGCCCCAGGGUCGGGAGGAGGACGCCGACACGGCCAAGGAGAAGUUCCAAGUGGCGGAAUCGGACCACCUCACCUUACUCCACUUAUAUAACCAGUGGAAAUCCAACAAUUAUUCGAGCGCGUGGUGUACGGAACACUUCGUCCACGCGAAGGCGAUGCGGAAGGUCCGCGAGGUCCGCCAGCAGCUGAGAGACAUCCUCACGCAGCAGAGACUGCCGCUGCUGUCGUGCGGCACGGACUGGGACACUGUACGGAAAUGUAUCUGCUCAGCGUACUUCCAACAAGCCGCUCGUCUGAAAGGCAUCGGCGAGUAUGUGAACUGUCGGACGGGUAUGCCGUGUCACCUGCACCCUACCAGCGCCCUGUUCGGAGCGGGCAGCGCGCCGGACUACGUGGUGUACCACGAGCUGAUGAUGACCUCGCGGGAGUACAUGCACUGCGUCACCGCCGUCGACGGCCGCUGGCUCGCCGAGUUGGGACCCAUGUUCUUCUCGGUUAAAGAAACUGGCAAGUCCAAUCGCGACAAACGCAAGGAAGCCGCGGUCCAUCUGCAGAGGAUGGAAGAAGAGAUGAAGAUGGCGGAACAGAAGAUGGCAGAAGAGAAAAAGAAGAGGGAUCAAGAGGUUCCCGUGAAACAGGAAGUGGCCACGCCCGGCCUGAACACGCCGCGACGGACGCCGCAUACGCUCGGCUUGUAGACAUGUUGUAGUCAUAACACAGCACCGGAACCAACGUAAGAAUAGACAUCUACGUGACGCGCCCAACAUGGCGGCCCACAGGGUUAGACCUGGUCAACUUUGUUGGCCGUAGUUCAUUAACAUUAAUAUACCUUGUUACAAAAGCUCGAAACUAUACGAUUGUCUCCUUGAGGUUGCUCACAUCAACAAGCUUAAGAACCAUGGGACUGAUGGUAAAAUCCACACACAAACCACAUAAACGAUGUUCUUGAGACGAAAACUACUUCCAGUGCAUCAUCAGGCCAAAUACAUUACCAUAUUCAUUGUUUAUAAGUCAAGAGACCCUCGUGUCAGUUUUUCGAAAUUAGGCGCAGUUAACUUUUUAUAAUUUCGCGUACCAAAGAAUACGCAGAAUUUCCAGUUUUUCACUCAUAAUCCUACGUUGAUACUCACAUGUGCGAUUUAUGAAUUGUAAAUAGGAGACCGGCCCUCGUGUUACACAACUAAGACUAAACCUGCCUGUGUGAUGAUGAUAGCUAUGUUUUACGGAUAAAUCAAUAAGGUACUAACUUGUAAUCGGUGAUGAAGUAUUUUCAGAUUAAAUAAUGAUUAAGA